AUGGACGUCCACCAUGUGGACGAACCUAAGACAGUUCCUCAAACAACAGAAUCGGUAGCCGAUGAUUAUCAGAAACCUUCAGCUAUUGACACCAUUCACGGUGAUGAAGCCCUGAAAGUCAUCGCUGCCGUCGGCGGGGACGAUCAUUGGACUGAGAAAGAGGAGAAACGGCUUGUCCGAAAGAUCGAUAUACGGCUGCUACCAGUCCUGUGCCUAGUUUACGGGGUCCAGUUCUAUGACAAAGCAAUGCUGGCCUUGUUCGGACUAGAAAAGGAUCUCGAUCUCAACAUUGGCAACCGCUUUGUUUUCUCAUCUUCUAUCUUCUACCUUGGCUUCAUCGUGGGCGCAUACCCUGCCAUUAUGAUGGCUCAGCGUUGGCCCAUUGAGAGCGUCGCUGCAGGAAUCACCUUCAUCUGGGGAGUUACCGUCAUGUGCAGUGCUGCUUGCAAAACAUAUGGUAGCUUCUAUACCCAGAGGUUUUUCCUCGGUGUUAUCGAAGCCGGCAUUUCGCCGAUUUUCAUGCUCGUUGUGGGAGGUUGGUACAAGAAGGAUGAGCAAGCUUUGAGAAUGGGAGCUUGGUAUAGUUGUACCGGCUACAUUUCCAUCGUCUCGCCACUAAUCAACUACGGAAUUGGCCACAUCACAGGAGGUUCUCUGCACUCUUGGCAGUAUAUGUAUCUAUUCGCCGGCGGUGUCACGACUCUACUUUCGAUCUUUGUGUUAUACUUCCUGCCACCUGACCCUAUUCGCGCCCAACAUUUCACAGAUCGCGAGCGUUAUAUUGCUGUUGCACGUCUCAGAGUCAACAAUGCUGGUGUUCGCAACAUACACUUCAAGCCAUCUCAAGUCUUCGACGCUUUGACAGAUAUCAGAUUCCUCUUGCUCUUCUGCACGACCUUCCUCAUGUUCUUUGCCAACGGAGCGAAUGCGACGAUGGCGCCUAUUAUUGUCCACAGCUUUGGCUACUCGACGCUCAAUUCCCUCUUGCUGCUUGUUCCCGCUGGGUUCGUAUCCGGGACAAUCGAACUGCUUGUAUGUUAUCUGGCAUACCGCAUUAAGGGGAUCCGGAUCUACCUCUUCGUCAUUUGCGUUUGCACCACUAUGUUGAGCUGUCUGCUUCUAUGGCAAUUACCUCGAUCCGCUAAAGGUGGUCUCCUGUUCGCCAUUGAGAUCCUCCCUGCUUUUGGUGGUGGGUACGCUAUCCUCAUGGGCCUACAGAUUGCCAAUACAGCAGGCUACACGAAGCGCAGUGUUACAGCAGCUGGAUUGUUCAUUGCUUGGUGUCUUGGCAACUUCACCGGGCCACUGCUCUUCAAGACGAAAGAUGCUCCUGUCUACGCUGAAGCAUUUGCGGUCAUCGUGGCAGGUCUUGCCGCAGCAGUGGUUUUAGCCAUCAUAUAUCUAUUCGUCUGCAAAUUCGAAAAUUCAAAGCGGGACGAGAGUGGAAUGACGGAGGCUUACGAGCAUGCCUACAACGAUGAUUUGACGGAUAGGAAGAACAAGCAAUUCAGAUACGUGUAUUAG
This is a messenger RNA of Cladophialophora psammophila CBS 110553, 1524 nucleotides long. RefSeq lists its product as uncharacterized. Lineage: Eukaryota; Fungi; Ascomycota; Eurotiomycetes; Chaetothyriales; Herpotrichiellaceae. The record is from RefSeq and is a predicted model, not a curated record. The transcript is spliced from 3 exons. The coding region runs from base 1 to 1524 and encodes 507 amino acids. Gene Ontology annotation, cellular component: membrane. Gene Ontology annotation, biological process: transmembrane transport. Gene Ontology annotation, molecular function: transmembrane transporter activity.